Leptopilina boulardi is the source of this 3836-nucleotide messenger RNA. RefSeq names its product kinesin-like protein KIF18A (gene Klp67A). The transcript has 4 exons. Gene Ontology annotation, molecular function: microtubule binding; ATP binding; microtubule motor activity. Gene Ontology annotation, biological process: microtubule-based movement. The coding region runs from base 182 to 2866 and encodes 894 amino acids. The record is from RefSeq and is a predicted model, not a curated record. NCBI's taxonomy places the organism in Eukaryota, Metazoa, Arthropoda, Insecta, Hymenoptera, Figitidae.
AAUCCACUUUUGAUUUUGUCAUGUCUCCAACGGUCCGGCGUGCUUGGUUUAGCUUGUUUAAGUGUUGUUUAGAAUUACGUUAAUUAUUUUGUGAAUUACGUGCAAAAUAAUAUUGUUAUUGCAUUGAAAAACACAACAAAUUGAUUUUAUUAAGCCAUAAAGAAGGGGCACAUGAAUCAUCAUGGUGUUCAAUAAAAAAGACUUGGCAAAAGCCUUUUCUCCCAAUAAAGCAAAAAAAUUCGUGAAAAAAAGAUUAUCAGGCACAACAAAACCUAGUACAAGUGGCAGCACAAUGAGAAAAGAUACAAGUGCCGAAACGAGUAUCAAAGUAAUUGUUCGUUGUAGACCUCCAAAUGAUCGUGAAAAUCAAGAAAAUUAUCGAACAGUUAUAAAACUUGUUGAUGAUAAAAUGUUAAUUUUCGAUCCAAAAGAAGAAGAAAAUCCAUUUUUCUAUCGUGGUGUUGUACAAAAAGGUCGUGAUUUAUUGAAAAAACAAAAUAAAGAAUUGAAUUUUAUUUUUGACAAAGUUUUUGGCAUGGAUUCAUCAAAUGAUGAUAUAUUUCAAGGUAGCACAAAAGAAUUAAUUAUCAAUUUACUUGAUGGUUAUAAUUGUUCUGUAUUUGCUUAUGGUGCAACUGGUGCUGGAAAAACACAUACAAUGCUUGGAAAGGAAGGUGAUCCUGGAAUUACAUAUCGUACAAUGUCGGAAUUAUUUAAUCAAAUUAAUUUACAAAGAGAACAUCGUGACUUUGAUUUGGGUGUAACUUAUUUAGAAGUAUAUAAUGAAAAUGUUCAAGAUUUAUUACACAAAAGUGGACCACUUCAUCUUCGUGAAGAUGGACGAUGCGGAAUAAUUGUGGCUGGACUUAAAAUUAUAACAAUUCAUAGUCCAGACGAAUUGCUUUCGCUUCUGGCAAGGGGAAAUAAGAAUCGUACUCAACAUCCAACUGACGCAAAUGAAGAGAGUAGCAGAAGUCAUGCUGUAUUUCAAGUUUAUGUUAAUAUUACAAGUAAAUUAGAUGGUCAGGUAAAACAAGUGAAAUUAUCAAUGAUCGAUCUUGCUGGAUCUGAAAGAGCCUCGGCCACUGGAUGUAAAGGUGCAAGAUUUAAAGAAGGAGCAAAUAUCAAUAAAUCUCUAUUGGCACUUGGCAAUUGUAUUAAUAAUUUAGCAGAUGGCAUUAAACAUAUUCCAUAUCGAGAAUCAAAAUUGACACGAUUAUUGAAAGAUUCUUUAGGUGGUAAUUGUCAAACGGUGAUGAUUGCUAAUGUUAGUCCAUCGAGUAUGAGUUAUGAGGAUACAUGUAAUACACUGAGAUAUGCAAAUCGUGCGAAAAAAAUUAAGACAAGUAUUAAGAAAAAUAUUGUUGAUUGUCAAAUGCAUGUGACAACUUAUAUUAAAAUGGUCGACGAACAAAAGAGAGAAAUUGCAUUGCUCAAGCAGCAAAUUCAAGCAUUGGAAAAUGGUGGUAAAAUUAUUUCUUCGACGCCAAGAGACACGAAAACAGAGGAAAAUAAUAAAUUACUCGCUGAUUUUGGCAAUAAACUCGAGGAAUUGUAUCGAAAGAAAAGAAAUUUAAAUGAAAAAAUCAUGUCUCUUGAAAGUACCGAUAAAGUUUUGUGCUGCAGGAUUCAGUACAAAAAAGCUGCCGAUAAUAGACUUCACAAUUUGACAACAUCAGUGGAUGCAUUAUCACCAGAAGAGAUAAAUGCCAGCGGUAAAUCGAGGCUCAACAAAUCUCUCCAACAUUUCAAACGUCAACGGGAUGGCAUUCAAAAUCAAAUGAAUCUCGUCUGGAAAGAAUUGUCCAAGGUUGAAGGGGAAUUGCAAGCACUUGAAAAUCAGAUUAAAUCCAAAGAUCUAACUGAGAAAUUAAGGGAGAAAACAUUAUUGUUAAAAACUGAAAUUGAAAAAUCAAGAUUACAACAACAAUGCGAACAUGGUAAACGUAUCAACAGUCUUGAACAAUGUGAAAUGCAUUCUGACUUGACAAUAAUCAAAAUGUUGAGUUCAACAGUUCAAACUUAUUACAAUAUGAUGAGGGGUUACGGAACCGUGAAUGAAAGCAUGAAAAGUGAAUUUAAACAGCUCAUUAAAUCAUUAGAAGGUGUACGUAAUAUCAAAUGGUCCGAUAUGGAAUUAACAACAACAGAAGAAGAUUUUUACAGUAUGACAAUUCUCGAUGUUCUCGAUAAUCCGCUAACCAAUGAGAUGCCAAUUUUCCAACCAGUUGCACUCAAUGAACAAAAUGAAUCUCCAAAAUCACUCAACGCCACACCAACUGGAAUUGCAACAACAAUGGAUCCUCACAAUUUAACUGUUACUUUAGAUGAAUUCUCCACAAUUAAUACUGACACAUUAGAAACAGAAGCCGAGGCCAGCAAUAGAACCAUUGACAUCAGUAAUAAAACAAUAGACAUCAGUAAUAAAGCCAUUGAUACCAGUAAACUAAAUGGUACCAUCAAUUUACAAGAAUCAAAAUUCCGUAAACGUAUUCUUCAUGACAAAAAUAAUGGUCCAGGACGAACGCCACCGAAAUUUAUUAAAAAAAUUUCACCUAAAAAUAAAGUCAUUCAAAAUACCACCGGUAAGGAGAAUAAUAAGGAAGCGCCAAAACAUCAAUUAUUCAUGAGCGCAAAAAGUAUUGCUAUUUUAAAUAAAUUGAAAAGUGAUAAAUUAAAACAAUUACCACCACCACCGCCGAGCAGUAAUUUUACCAUCAAUAAUGAACAAUCGGAUACAACACUCAAGGUCGUCAGAGGAAAGGAGAGGCGAGCUCUUACUUCUUCACAUCAUCCUUACCAGAAACAAGUCGUCAAACCAAAAUCUACUACACCAGCUUUACCUUCGUCUAGGGUUCCCUGGUAGUUUGAGCGAGUCUAAUGAAUUUUUGUUUUUAAUUUCAAAAUAUAGUAUUCUUUUAUUAUUGUGUACAAGAUAAGAUGUAUUGUAUAUAUUUUUUAAAAAUCAAAACACGAACGCAGUAUGAGAAAUAAAAUAUACUCUAAUAGCUGCAACAAUUUUCUCAAGUUGAUUUAGCAAUACACUUGUCAUAUUCUCAUUGCUGAUUUAUUUUGAAGAAACAAAAUCCAAAAAAUACUUAUAAAAUCACUACAAAAAAUAACGAUCAAUAAAAAUAAAAUUUUUCAUUAAGAAUAUCAAUUGUCAAAAAUAAAAUUUACGGUACCAAAGAAUAUCUAUUUUUUUUUUUUUUAAAGAACAAAUUCAAAAUAAAUCACGAAUGAGUUUUAUUUUACUUUUUUUUUUUAGAAAGCAAUCACGAGAGACAGCACAAAUAUUUUUCUAAAAUAAUGACGAAGAAAAAAUAUUUAGAAAAAUUUUUAUUAUAUUUUUUAUGUAACGAUUUCUAGUUUUUUUUUUUUUUAUUUUAGUUUUAUAUCACAACUUAACAUCAUAUAUUUAUUCAGAAAUUGAAUUGAAACGCACGAAUUGACUGAAAAAAUUUGAUUGUCUUUGAAUUUUUAAAUAAUAAUUAUUAUUGUUAUUUUAUAUCUAAAAAAAAAAAAUGUGAAAUAAUAAUAAUUUAUCGUAAGUUGAAAUACAUUGAUUUGAAAUCGAUGUCCGGUGAUUAAUGUUUUUCACUGCAAUUUACUGACACUCUCACUUAAUGAGUUGUUUGAAUUUUAUUCCAGUAUUUUUUUAAAAAAAUUUAAUAAAUUGCAAAUAUUACGCUUAUAAAUAAAAGAAAAUAUAUAUUACGAUCGCAUGAUAAUUAAUUUUAGGCGUUCAUAUUAAGCGUAAAAUAAGCAAUAAUUUGAUAUUAAUGUUUUGUAAUAAUAUUUUUAGUACAUUAAUAAAAUAUUUAUACUUACAAUAA